AUGGCGCCAAACAUUCCCUCGGCCAAAAUAACCCUCUCCUGUCCCCUAUUCGCAGCCGAUUUCGACCCACGCAACCAUGCUUUUCUCCUCGUUGCCGGCGGCGGCGGAGAAGGCCGCAGCGGAGUGGGAAAUAAGAUUACCCUCCUAAACGCCUACAAACGCCGCGAGCUCAGCGAAGUCGUCGACAUCGAAUUGUCGCGGGAUGAGGAUUCAGUGACCUCACUGGCUGCCGCGCACGCGAAUGACUCCUCGAUCGUUGCUUUCGCGGGUAUAAACAGUUCCCUCGCUCAGCAGAAACAAAAUAAGAACCGCCACCUACGAUCAUUCCAGAUCGACUACCCUCCACGACGCGAGGUCACAGAAUCCAAACCCCCGAGACAGAAUAAACCAGGGCAAACUAUCAACUUGUCUCAAGAGUCUCUGUUCCGCACUGUCGCCGGACCGAAGGGGCCAGGUACAUAUCAGAGGAUCACUCGUCUGUCGCCGUGGAGGAGCGAAGACGCCCCCCGCGUAGGUGCAAUUACGACGGGGUUGGCUCCGGCGGGCGAGGUUGUGUUCUUCAACGCCAGCACGACCAAGCCCGGAGAGGAAGACGUUAUUGGGCGGAUACGAUUGGACAGUGGCGAAGAGGCGGAGGACAUCGAUAUAACAGAGCAAGAUGCAGAUUCUGGGUUAUUCGAGGUGGUCUAUACUAAUGGCACGGAUGUCUUCAUAACUCGUAUCUCCUCCGAGACGAGAUCCAAUACCGCUCCUGAUGUGAAAUCUGUAUACUCCAUACCGGCAAACACUUCGGGCAAGGGACCGAAGCCGAAAUUCCGCGCGCUGAGGUUCGUCACACCCUCGACUAUUCUGUUGCUCCAAAACGAACCAGACCGCAAGGGCAGUCAACUCGUUCUGCUCGACCUGCGCUCUUCCCCAGCUAAGGUGCUCCGCCGAUAUAAGCUCCGCACGUCAAUCAAGAUUGGUCUAGGCCUAGACGUAUGCAAUCUUGCCCCAGGGCCCGCCUCGGGCAUUCAACAAUCGAUCAUAGCUGUCUCCGGCAGUGACCAAUCUUUGGAAAUCCUCACCCUCAACUGGGAUUCGCGGGGCCCUAACUCCUCAUCCAGAGGGUUCUCCUCUUUGCGGAGAUACCUUACUCUCCGCGACGUCCAUCCGUUCUCCAUGACAAGGAUAUGCUUCUCCAAUUUCAUCCCGCCAGCUCACCCCGUCACUCCAGAGACACCGCCACAAUAUGUCAAACUGGCCUCUGUAAGCAUGGGCAACACUGUCGUCGUACACACUUUCGCUCUCUCACCCACGCCACCCCGAAGUCGAAACCCGCACUACGUCCUCGUCAGACCCGGCGAGAACGAGACCUUAACAGCAAUCGGUAGCACGCUCACAGCCUUUCUCUCCAUCGUCUUCGUCAUCUUCCUUGUCCAGGCCUUUACAGAGAUCAGGGGUGUUAUGCCGCCCUAUCUCGGUAUUUCGGAGUACUUACCAUCUGAUAUUCGUGACGCCAUCGCGGUACCAUAUAAUAUGCCACCUCUUCCUUCUUCAUCCCUUGCGCCGUCACUCGAGACUCUAAAAACAUCAAACACACCUACCGAGUCCAGAUCCGAAUCCGAACUUCACCCGCUCCUCCGCGACCUCAUUCCAGACUCAGGAUCCUCCCUCCUAAUAAGUUGCAACCCGUCAAACAACGCCCUCCGUGUCGAGCCGCACACCCCUGAUUCAGGUUCAAGACUCGCCGAGGAAGCCUUAGAGUCGGAGUCGGAUUCGGAUUCGCACUCCCAUGUCCCUCGGGUAUGGACCGAUCUCCCAGCCGAGGAUCGUCUGACUUGGAAGACACGGCUCAUCAACGCGGGAUUCUGGAGUGUGCAGGAGGAUGAGGACGAGUCGAUUCUUGAGAAUAUUUUCUUUGAGGAGUUGUGUCCGCAACCCCAGUCUAGUUCUGACUGA
Aspergillus calidoustus is the source of this 1941-nucleotide messenger RNA. Lineage: Eukaryota; Fungi; Ascomycota; Eurotiomycetes; Eurotiales; Aspergillaceae. The record is from the annotation of a GenBank genome assembly.